Molecule: messenger RNA, 660 nt
Organism: Cucumis melo (muskmelon)
Lineage: Eukaryota; Viridiplantae; Streptophyta; Magnoliopsida; Cucurbitales; Cucurbitaceae
Exons: 2
Coding region: 1-660 (219 amino acids)
Source: RefSeq, a predicted model, not a curated record
AUGUCUGACCAAGUACGAGCUGAGUAUCGAACUCGAUUAGGCGCAUCAAUUGAUUGUACUCGAUUUUUAUUACGACAAGGUCUUUCAUUUCGUGGACAUAAUGAGACUGAUGAUUCAAAGAAUCAAGAUAUAGUAAACUGCAUUGCAACAGAAAUUGCUAAUAUAGUUAUAAGAGAUGUGAGUGACAAACAAUUUUCUAUCUUGAUAGACGAAUCAAGAGAUAUAUCUUUAAAGGAGCAGAUGUCGGUUGUAUUACGAUAUGUGGAUGAAGGUCAUGUGAUUGAACGAUUUAUUAGAAUCACUCAUUUCAAUAAUACAAGUGCCCUAUCACUUAAGGAAGCUAUUGAUGAUUUUUUCUCUCAACAUGGGUUAAGUAUUACCAAUUUGCGAGGACAAGGAUAUGAUGGAGCAAGUAAUAUGCAAAGUGAGUUCCAUGGCUUGAAAUCACUUAUUUUGAAAGAAAAUGAAUGUGCUUCUUACAUUCAUUGUUUUGCUCAUCAACUUCAAUUAGCUCUUGUAAAUACUGCAAAAAAUCAUGUAGAAAUUGUCGGUUUUAUUGUUAAAAAUGUAGUGAAUGUUAUUGGAGCAUCAGUGAAACAUCGAGAUAUUCUACGAGAGAAACAUAGCAUGAAAAUUUGCUUCUCUAUAUGGGUUGUUUGA